GUUUGUGAUGACCUUUUCUAUAAAUUGAUAUGAUUUGGAAAGUAUUGCUCCAAUGAAGCAGUCCAUCAAAAUGGGGAAUACCUUGCUGCUAUUAACUUGUUUGAUGUCUCUUCCUGCACUGUCCCUAAGUGAUCCUCUAUAUGUAAUGACUGCUCCCAAUGUUUUGCGAAUCGAAAGUGAAGAAACUGUUGUCGUGGAAGCCCACAAUGUCAAUUUUGACAUUAAAGUUCAAAUUAUUUUGCUUCUUUUCCCUGAACAGAAGAUCUCAUUACAUUUAACCCAAAUAAAUUUGACAUCAAAAAAUGAUUAUAUAGCUUCUGCCACUGUUAAGAUACCUGCAGAUAAACUUCCAAAGGAAUCCAGUGAGGACCUGUUUGCAGCUUUAGAAGCAACAUCAAAAUAUUUUAAACUGAAAACUGUUAUCCUUAUUUCUCAUCAAAAAGGAUAUAUUUUUAUUCAGACUGACAAACCGAUCUACACACCAACUCAAACUGUGCAUUAUCGCUUGUAUAAGUUGGACUCUGAGAUGAAGCCAAGAAUCGAUUCCCAAGUUGUUAAAUUUGUGAAUCCCCAAGGUAUUGUUGCAAAAGAGGAUGACAAGCUUCCACAAGGAUCUUUUGGAAUUGUUGCACACACCUUUAAAAUACCAGAGAUUGUGAAUAUUGGAAUAUGGAAGAUAGUUACAAGUUAUGCAGAUGCCCCUCAUAUAAAUUUUACAACUCAGUUUGAAGUGAAGGAAUAUGUGUUGCCAAGCUUUGAUGUUACCUUGGAUUCAGAGCAGCUGUUUUACUGCAUUAAUGACACAGAAUUGUACAUUACUGUUUCUGCAAGAUAUACUUUUGGAAAAGAAGUUGAAGGUAUAGCCUUUAUUUUGUUUGGAGUAAUAAAAGAUGGUGAAAGGCUGAGCAUUCCACAGUCACUCAAAACGGUGCCCAUUAAAUAUGGCCAUGGAAGAGCUGCUCUGAAUAAGGGUGACUUAAUUGCCAGAUUCAAGGACAUAAACUUAUUGGUUGGGAGCUCAAUCUAUGUCACUGCAAGUGUUAUUACACAUACAGGAACUGACCUUGUAGUAGCAGAAAAAACUGGCAUAAAAAUAGUUGUCAGCCCAUAUACAAUCUUGUUCACCAAAACUUCCAGAUACUACAAGCCUGGGAUGCCCUUUGACUUGAUGGUCUUUGUCGUACAUCCUGAUGGUUCCCCAGCCAGUGGAGUUCCCGUGAAGGUCGAGAAUGAAGAUGCUGUCAAAUCAGAAACACGCAAUGACGGAACUGCCAAGCUCACAAUUAAUACAUUUGGAGGACAAAAGAAUUUACUUAUAAAUGUUUCAACAGAAAUUUCUAAUACUCCGCAUAAUCGACAGGCAUCUGCAUGGAUGAUUGCAGAGCCCUAUUUGACCAAAAAUGGUUCAACAAACUACCUGCACAUUGGCAUUUCACAAACAAAUCUAAAGCUAGGUGAUGAUUUAUUGGUUACUCUGAACACCAAAACAGACAAUCAACAAGUCAAGGAGCAAAUAAAAUACUUCACCUACUUGCUGAUGAGCAAAGGGAGGAUAGUCAAGUUCAGAAGAGUGAAGAUAAUGAAGGAACAAUCAAUAAUUUCCAUUCAAAUUCCAAUCAGCUCGAACUUAAUUCCAUCAUUCCGACUGAUAGCUUAUUACUAUAUUGUAAAUGGACAAGAGGUGGAAUUUGUCGCCGAUUCUGUGUGGAUUGAUGUAAAGGACACAUGCAUGGGAACACUGAAAGUUUCUGUUGCCCAUGAACAGAAGGAAGCAUAUGGACCUGGAGAUAAGUUGGACCUGAAAGUGACAGGGGAUCCUGGGGCAAGGUUUGGACUUGUUGCUGUGGAUAAAGCAGUAUUUGCACUGAAUAAGAAUAAAAUAGCGCAGAACAAGAUCUGGAGUGUGGUAGAGAAGAAUGAUAUGGGUUGCACUGCUGGAAGUGGUAGAAAUUUCCUUGGAGUUUUCUUUGAUGCAGGAUUAGCCUUUGUAACGAGCACUAACGUCAAGACUAAAACAAGGACAGAGCUGAAGUGUCAACAGCCAAACACACGCAAGCGUCGUGCAGCAAAUUUGCUGGCAGUCAAGUCAGAGAAAUCAAGGAGAUACACAGAUGAACUCCUGCGCAGGUGUUGUGAUGUCGGAAUGAAGGAGAAUGCCAUGCGUUUCAGCUGCAGUAAAAGAGCAAGACAUAUACAACUUGGGAAAGCAUGUGCAGAUGCCUUCACAGAUUGUUGCGAGCACAUUCGCCAAUACAAGGAGUUGUUUCAAAGAACAACAAUGUCUUUAGCCCGAAGCGCUGAUGAAGAUUACUAUUCCUCCAAUCAAAACCAAAGAGUCAGGACUAACUUCCUAGAAAGCUGGCUAUGGAACACUUUUCAUCUUCCACAAAACACAGACAAAGAUGGUCUUGCAUCAUUGACAUUACCUGCAGUCUUGCAAGACACAAUCACUACGUGGGAAAUACAAGCAGUCAGUAUGUCUCCAACAAAAGGAAUAUGUGUUGCUGAACCGUAUGAUAUAAGAGUAACGAAAAAUUUUUACAUUGACCUUCGCCUUCCAUACUCAGCUGUCCGCAAUGAGCAAGUGGAAAUUCGAGCAAUCCUUUACAAUUAUAAUAAUGCAGACAUUCAAGUUCGUGUGGAGUUUCCUUACAAUGAGAAUUUGUGCAGCAAUGCAAAACCAACAAAGAGCUAUUUUAAUCGAGUCAGUAUUCCUAAACAAUCAUCCACUGUGGUCUCUUACGUUAUAAUUCCACUGACAAUCGGAGAAAUACAGAUCGAAGUCAAAGCCAUAGUGCUGCAUUUUAUUGUGACUGAUGCAGUGAGAAAGCCUCUCCGAGUGGUGCCAGAAGGAGUAAAGGUUGAUCUGCCAGUGGAUACAUACAUUUUGGAACCCAAAGGUGAAAUGCAAGUGUUUAAUAUUCCCUUCCAAGUCCCAAAAAAUAUGGUUCCAGAUACACCGCCCGUAACGGAGAUCAGUGUUCAGGGAGAACUUUUAACAGAGGCUAUUGAAAAUACAAUCGAGGCACUGAACCUGAAUAAACUAAUCAAGGUUCCAUAUGGAUGUGGUGAACAGAACAUGGCGACUAUGACACCAUUGAUAAUUUCUCUAGUAUACCUAGACAAGACCAAUCAGUGGAUGAAACUGGGAGUGGACAGGAGAGAAACUGCACUCAAAAAUAUUCAAACAGGUUAUGUCCAGGAACUGUCAUAUCGCAAAGAUGAUGGCUCUUUCUCAGCAUUUCAGAACCGACCAUCCAGCACAUGGUUGACUGCCUAUGUGGUUAAGGUGUUUGCCAUGGCGUUUCAUAUGACCCACAUUGAGAAAACUGUACUCUGUGAAGCUGUGAAGUGGUUGAUAUUAAACAAACAGAAACCUGAUGGUCACUUCCAAGAGGAUGCUCAAGUGUAUCAUGGAGAGAUGACUGGAGGAAUCCAUGAAUCACAGGACUAUUCAUCAUUGACUGCAUUUGUGCUGAUCGCAAUUGUUGAAGCUAAGACUGUUUGCUUGAAUUAUGUUACGUGUUAUGAAGACAGUAUUAACAAAACAGUAGUUUACCUGGAGCGGCACAUAGAUGGCCUUAAUGGAACGUAUGCUGCAGUAAUUUCAGCUUAUGCCCUUUCACUAUUGGGAAGAAACAACAAAAGGAUUGUAAUGAAGUUUGCUUCACUGGACGAAUCGCACUGGCCAGUGGGAGAAAGUGCUGACUCUCUAUACACUAUUGAAGCCACGGGAUAUGCCCUUCUGUUUUUCUUGCAAAUGAAACAGCAUGAGAAAGCUAGUAAAAUAGUGGGAUGGCUAUCACAAAGGAGCGAAUAUGGAGGAGGGUUCACCUCUACUCAGGCAACAAUGGUUGCAUUGCAAGCACUGGCCAGGUACAAGACUGAUACACCUCAGUUCAAGGAAAUGAACUUGGCAGUAACUGUGACAAUUCCUGGCAGGAAAAAUCCCCUUUUCUGGGUAUUGAAUCAACAAACACUACUGAAGAGUAAUACAGCAAAGCUUGAUCUUUUGCAAAAUCUUUCUGUUACUGUACGUGGAAAAGGGCAAGGAACACUAAAAAUUUUUACAACUUAUUAUGCAUUGUUGCCUGAUGAACCCAAGGAAUGUAAACACUUCAGUUUAACAAUAACUCCCGAGGAACUUAAUAAUGCACGGCAACCUGAAGAUGCUGAGAGUACCUUUCUUAUAAAAGUUUGCGCACGAUAUCUUGGUGAAACACCAUCUCCAAUGGCUCUUAUGGAUAUUUCAAUGCUAACUGGAUUCUCUCCAGAUAUCAGUGAUCUUGAUCGUCUGAAAAAUGAAAUAGAGAAUUAUAUAUCAGGAUUUGAACUGAACAAAGCAUUAUCCACCACAGGAUCUGUGAUCAUUUAUUUAGAUUCGGUGUCAAAUACUGAAGACACUUGCAUUGGAUUUAGAGUGCACCAGUACUACAAAGUUGGAUUUAUUCAGCCAGCCUCUGUCAAGAUCUAUGAAUAUUAUGAUACAACAAAGAGUUGCACUAAAUUUUACAAUGUCCCUGGAAACAGUACAAUGCUUCAGAAAAUCUGCCUAGGUGAUGUGUGCAAAUGCUCUGUGGGAAGAUGCGUGUCAUUAAAAACAAGUGAAGAAGACCUUGAAAGGCGUGUUGACAUAUCGUGCACAUCAGGAACAGAGUAUGUUUACAAAGUGACAUUUCUUGAGAAGACAAAAAAAGAGAGUUUCAUAAACUUCAAAAUGAAAAUUCUGACUCUCAUCAAACUAGGCUCUGAUCAAGUCAAUGAAGAGGAAAUAAGACAACUAAUUACACCUGUGGUCUGUGAUGAUGCAUUGAAAUUGGAACUGAACAAGGAGUAUCUAAUAAUGGGAAGCAGCUCAGAUCUGUGGUACACUGAGGGAAAAGUGAAGUAUCUGGUUGAUGAAAGCACUUGGAUGGAAAAAUGGCCAAAUGAUGCAGAAUGCCAAGAGCGAAAGUACAGACGACUCUGUGAAGAUCUAGAAUUAUUUUCUGAAAACCUCCGGUUUCACGGGUGUCCAUAUUAACUACAUUACAGAUUGAAAUAAGUGGAUAAAAACACAUGUGCAACAAUUCCCAAUGAAAGCUUCAUUAUCAAAUUUGUAAAAUUCAAUGCUGAUCUUUUUCCACUGUACAAAAUAUGUUGUUAACAUGGUGUUUAAAUGUCCAAUAAUUACAGUGUUGACGUGGUUUAUUGUGCAGAAUUAAGUUUGCAAUCUUUUAUAGCUAGAGGUAAUUUGUUAAGAAUAUGACAUUAAAGGACUUUACCU
Messenger RNA from Mobula hypostoma (lesser devil ray), 5266 nucleotides. Its product is annotated as complement C3-like. The transcript is spliced from 41 exons. Gene Ontology annotation, molecular function: endopeptidase inhibitor activity; protein binding. Bases 53 to 5023 code for a protein of 1656 amino acids. NCBI's taxonomy places the organism in Eukaryota, Metazoa, Chordata, Chondrichthyes, Myliobatiformes, Myliobatidae. Gene Ontology annotation, cellular component: extracellular region. The record is from RefSeq and is a predicted model, not a curated record.